This is a messenger RNA of Penicillium diatomitis, 1101 nucleotides long. RefSeq names its product sodium:calcium antiporter. Gene Ontology annotation, molecular function: calcium channel activity; calcium, potassium:sodium antiporter activity. Gene Ontology annotation, biological process: calcium ion transmembrane transport; intracellular calcium ion homeostasis. The transcript has 2 exons. Gene Ontology annotation, cellular component: membrane. The record is from RefSeq and is a predicted model, not a curated record. Bases 1 to 1101 code for a protein of 366 amino acids. Lineage: Eukaryota; Fungi; Ascomycota; Eurotiomycetes; Eurotiales; Aspergillaceae.
AUGAUCGCAAUUGAUUGGGAUAAUAUCUGCUUUAAUGCUGCGACCCUGAUCGCAGGAGUGUUCGUUCUCGAUUAUGGAGCUGACAAAUUCCUCGACCACACCGUGAUUGUCGGCCACCGGCUUGGCAUUUCCCCAACUUUGAUUGCUCUGUUGACUGCAGGUGCUGAGUAUGAAGAGCUUGCGGUGGUCGUCGCUGCCAUCCUCCAGGGUCACAGCCCCUUGGCACUGGGGAAUGUGGUGGGUUCCGCCAUCUCCAAUAUCCUGGGCGCAUUCUCGCUUGGUCUGCUCUGCCAUACUGGCCGCAUGCAAUUCGAUCGAAGUGCAAAGAUCUACUCAGCUGUGCAAUUUCUCAUCACGACACUCUUUGUCAUUCUGGCCUACCUGAACCAGCUAAACCAAAUCACGGGUGGACUUCUCAUUGGUGGUUUCGUUGUGUACAUUCUGUCCAUUGGUUAUGCCAUAUAUUUGGGUGUCACCGAGGCACCUCAACUGUCAGACAGCGAUAGCGAUAGUGACAGCGAUGAUGAUAACAGCUACCACCGUCCGGCUGCGGCCGGUAAUGACAUCGUCGAUCAAGAAAGCCGUGUUGCGAUCUCGGAAGAGUCGCCGCUGCUACCUGCAGUGGAGGAGUUGAAAAAGCCGUCGCGAUCACUGUUCUACCAUAUCUACCAGCUCUUGCUUGGUCUGAUAGCGCUCUCUCUGUCGGGCUACAUUAUCGCCCAUAGCGCGGGCGCUUUGACAGAAUCGUUCCAUCUGUCUGGGACUGUCUUUGGACUCACAGUCAUCGCCUUUGCCACGACGCUUCCCGAGAAGUUCAUCUCUGUCCUGAGUGGAUCUCGGGGACAAGGCGGUAUUAUCGUGGCCACCACCGCAGGAAGUAAUAUCUUCCUGCUGACCAUCUGCAUAGGAGUGGUUGCCAUCACGGGGAUCCCGGUCACCAACGCGGACAACUUUGUCACCUUCGAGCUGGCGACGAUCUGGAUCUCAGCAGCUUGUCUUCUCGCCAUCGUAUUCCUGGGAAGUAGCCGGGUGGCUGGUCUGGUUCUGCUAGCUGGCUACAUUGUCUUUGUAGUGCUUGAAUUUACGGUAUACAAACGCUGA